Molecule: messenger RNA, 1641 nt
Organism: Vitrella brassicaformis
Lineage: Eukaryota; Vitrellaceae
Source: the annotation of a GenBank genome assembly
GUUCGCAGCCCGCUCUGCACACAACUCAUUGAUUUUCGACGGAAAGGCCAGCUCGCGAUGAUAGCGGCGAUUGACGUGCUGUCAGCUCACACGCUGCGGAUCGGUGCCAUUCUCGAACUGACCGGCGUGAUCUUCCUCCACUCGCUGUUUCUCACGGGAUGCACCUCGCCUCUCUUCGAUGUGUAUGCGGCGUCCAUGACGGGCCAGCCAGUCGAUGACUACGAGGAGAAAAUGAAGGCCGCCAUUGCAGCGGUUCGCCAUUGGAGCCUGCCUUCCCUCUAUGGGCAGGUGCCGUGGAUGACGGGCGCCCUGUUCAUUCUCGGCUUCCAGGUGAGCAUUCCACUGCAAACAGAGCGGAGGUGAGCUGUGUGUGUGUGUGUGUGUGUGCGUGUCGCGUCAACAGGUGAAGCUCACUGCAGACCCCUGGCUGUCCUCUCGGCAUCGUCUGUUUCGGCUGGGAAUCGGAGUGCUGCAGAUCGGUGCCUUCCUGGACGUCACCUGGAACCUCGUCAACCUGGCAGAGUGGUGAGCUUGCAGACGAGCAGAGCCCCUCGAUCGAGGGUGGCACGUGUCCUGUGUUCGUGUGUCUGUGUGUGUGUGCAGGGUGAUUGCCGUCAACUAUGUGAAGGCCUCCGAUGCAACCAUUACUGCACUCAUAGAGGGAGGGUUCUUCUGGUGGCCCGAGAUGCUCUAUGUGUCCUUCCUCUCGCUGGCGGUGCUGGUGAGUAAGGGAGAGGGGGAGAGGGGGGGACGGACAGCUCAUGGUGCAGUGCAGUGCACACCACAGCGCUGUUUGUCUGGUGUGUGCGUAUGUUGUUGUGCGUGUAGCUGUAUGGCGUGUCGUUCAUGCUGCUGGAUGUGCACCAUCCGGAGGGCGGCAGCACCUGCCUGGCCUGGACCCUCCUCGUCUCGUGGACACUCACAGGCACCACCGGUACACACACACACCACACAAGACGCAUGGUCGAUUGUGCCUGUCUGUCUGUCUGCCUGACAUCCACGGGAUGUGUGUCCAUUCAGCCUUUCUCCGUCUGCUGGUGCCGCCCUCCCUGGCGGCGCUGAGCGUUGUCGUGGCCAUCGACACAGCCUGGCCUCUCUUUCUCAUUUUAUCUCUCGUCCUCACUGUCGUCUGGUCUUUCCUAUUCGAGCCGGCCGUCAACAGAGGUAUAUACGCUGAGGCUGGUGGUGCUGAUGACUAUGGGCCAGAGCAUACCCCCCCAAGGCACUGCUGGGCCGCCAUACGCCGCAUAUGACAUUGGCCCGGCGUAUAAGUGAAGGAGGAGAGCAGCGGGACAGAGGAUAGGGGGUGUGUCGUAGCGCCAAAGGACUUACUUGACGUGUGGGUGUCCAUUUAGCCAUGUGGCUGUGUGUGUUUGUGUGUGUGUGCGCCGAUCGGAUAAGUUGUGUCGACAAGUUGGAUGCGAUCGCGAUGAGGGCAGGUUUCGGCGCGUGAAUUCAGUUGUGUUGGUGUGCUGGUGUUUUAUCUGUGCGGCGGGUCAAUAUCUGCUUAGUUACAGAGAGUCUCGUCUUUCAGAAGACAAGACCCAUCGCCAUUGACUCGACCAUCACUACAUGGCCAAUUGUCGUGUGUCCGCAAGUGUGCUGUCCUUUGCACGUACACACAAGAAGGGAAGAAACUCA